Closterium sp. Yama58-4 is the source of this 1371-nucleotide messenger RNA. The record is from the annotation of a GenBank genome assembly. NCBI's taxonomy places the organism in Eukaryota, Viridiplantae, Streptophyta, Zygnematophyceae, Desmidiales, Closteriaceae.
AUGAGCCAGAGUCCUGCAGGUGUGGAGCACUUGACACCUACCUCGAAGAAGCGGAAACUCGCAAAUCGCAGCUAUUGGGAGAACAUAGGAGGCAGCGUGUCACGGAUUGCAGCGAUUAGUCGUUUUCUGGAGGACAAUGCGGGCGUGGAUGCAGCUUCUCCCAUUGAAGAUGACGCUGCGUGGUUUCAGAAGAGGCGAAUGACCCUGACGCCAGCCGUACGACGUCCCUCUCUUGGUGCGGCUGUUAGAUCUGGCGUCACUCCAGGGCAUGCUGGUCGCGGAGGGUGGAGCGUGCAGCGCUGCGCAUUGAUGCAGGAAGCGGGACAGGCUGGAACGGAGUCGAGGCAAGCAAGGUCGGAAGCGGGAGAAGCUGGAUCGAAGCACACAGGACUCGAGGAAGUAGUGCAAGUGGGAAAAGCUGGUUCGAAGCAAGCGGGAGAAGCAGGACAGGAUGGUUCAAACGUAAUGGCAGGAGACAAAGAGGAGCAGGUCAUUCGUGAAGGCACAACUGCUGAGCAAGUCCAGGCGACCGGAAAAGCGAGCAAGCAGGGAGCGGACCUGGGUAUGGGAGUGGAGGGGCCUGUGGAGCUGACCAAGGAGUAUCUGGAGUCGCGAAUGAACGUCAUCUUCGCUCAAGAGACCUGCAACGCGGACCAGAAGCCCGUGCGGAUCGCGAGACAGGUCAAGGCAUGCUUGAAGCGGUGCUACCUCGCGUCCAUGCUCGAUAUCAGGGCGUUUGAAGCGAGCACGGAUGAGGGGAGCGAGGACGAGGAGGAGGAGGAGGACGCGGGGAAGGGCGAUGGAGGGGCAUCAGGCAAGUCGGUUGAGCCAGCAACCAGGGAGCAGGCGGCUGGGGGAGGGAGGAAUGAAUCGCUAGCGUCUGUGAGGUUCCGCAUACAGGGAUUGAGAGAGAUUAAGGAGGGGCUGUUGAAGGAGCUGCAGGAGAUUGAGGCUCUGGAGAAGCUAGAGGAGGCUGAGGAGGAAGAUACGAAGCAGAGCAACGAGGAGGAGGGAACGGACGAGGAGGAGAGCCUUGACGGGGAGGAGGAAGCUUCAAAUGCUCAGGUUGCGGCAGCGAUCGAGGAGAUUCUCCCAGUUGUCGAAGAAAAGAUCGAAUGUACACGCUCUUGGAUCAGCACCACUCUUUCGCUGUGUCAGCGGGCAGCAAGUGUGGAGCAGCAGCUGGUUCAGGCAUACCCUGGGGCUGCAGCUGCUGCUGUUGGUGGAGCAGGCGAUUCCAGAGGGUCAACAGCGGCAGUGAGAGGUGCAGGAGGGUUUGCGGGAGUGCCGCUGGCUGUGUUAACUCCACGAACAGCAGCUAGGGGCCUGGCGAAUCUUGGGCACCCAGAUAUGCCCACGGACUUAGAAUGA